CCUCUCUGACACACUCACACACACUCACACUCACACUCGCCUGGGUACAUUUUUAAAAAUCCAUCACAUCUGAAAAGCACUUUCGCAUCCAUUUGUUUUUGCCUUUAAAAAAAAAAGAGAGAGAGAAAGAGAAAAAGAAACUAGUUGCACAGAUGAAGCAAGAGCCACAGAACGGGGAUCUUAAGAAACCGAUCCACGAGAGGCAAUCGAGACUAGCAGCUCUUAAUGAAAAACAAAAGCUGGCCCUGAGGGUGGGCAGCCAAGAAGCAGAAGGAAGAGGAAGAGGAGGCGGCAGCAGCUCCAGCCCCAGCCGGGUUCUGAAGACUCCAGGCGUGGGAGGGGGUCCCCUCAGCAGCAGCAGCAGCAGCCCCCCGAGCCUGGCCCUCUCGGUGCUCCGGGCCCAGGCUCCCGUGGCCAUGGUCACUGCCCAUCUCAACGGGGCCGGCGGAGGAGGCGGCAGCACCAGCGCCCAGAGGACCCCCCCGAGCGGAGCCCUCCACCUCCAGGCCAAGCUGGGGCCCGGGCCCCGACGACGCCCCCUCGCCCAGAAUUUGGGAACCAUUACUGCCGUGCCGAUUAAAGUUCCUCAGGUCAGCUCCUUGCAGAGGCUGGCAGGACAAAGACCAGCAGUGCUACCUCAGGUUAGGCCAAAGACCCUGAUUCCAGAGAGCCUCCCAAUUUCUCCAUGCAGAGACCAACCUUCCAAACAACCCUCAACGUUCCAAAAGGCAACUGUAGUCAGCAUCAAAAAUCCCACUCCUGCCCUUCCCACUGCCAACAAUACUGUUAGCCAUGUAAAGACUCCCAGCAGCCAGUCACAAAGUAUCACUGAGGCCACGACUAUUCCAUCACCCCUGACCAGUGCUGGUGUGGCCUAUGCCAUCAUCUCCACAUCUCCCAACAAUGCAACACCGAUCAAUAAUAGUGCUGCUGUCUCAGUGGUCAAUGACAGUAUUAAAGUGCAGCCACUUCUCAUCAGUGCUGAUAGCAAGGUUAUCAUUAUUCAACCUAAAGUUCAAACCCAAGCAGAAAGUAAAGUGGAGAUAAAGCGACCUCCUGAAGAGUCAGCUCAGGGACCCCCUGCCACCAAAAAGAAAAAGGAGGAAAAUCCAGAGAAAAUUGCCUUUAUGGUAGCAUUAGGCCUGGUUACAACUGAAUACUUGGAAGAAAUUCAGAGCAAACGCCAAGAAAGAAAGAGACGAAGCACAGCGAAUCCAGCCUAUAGCGGUCUCUUAGAAACAGAGCGGAAACGUCUUGCAUCAAAUUAUUUGAACAAUCCCUUGUUCCUGUCCACAAGAGCAAAUGAGGAUCCAUGUUGGAAGAAUGAUGUCAGCCACGAGGAUUAUUGUUCAGCAUGCAAGCAUGGUGCCAAUCUGCAACCUUGUGGAACAUGUCCAAGAGCCUAUCAUCUCAACUGCUUGGACCCUCCCGUAAAGACUGUCCCCAAAGGAGUCUGGGUUUGCCCUAAGUGCCAAGAAAAGGUGUUAAAGAAAGAUGAAAACAUGCCUUGGGCUGGAACUCUGGCUAUCGUUCAGUCUUAUGUUACUCAUAAAACAGUCAAAGAAGAGCAGAAGAGGAAGUUAUUAAAGAGAAGCAGUGAAUUGAGGGGAGAACACAGGCAGCUAGAAGAAAAAGAAUGCCACCUCACUAAUGCAAUGAAGAAGUGCUUAGAGCUAAAAAGCAGCCUUUUGGCCCAGCAAAAAGGGGUCCAGUCAUCACUGGAACGCCUCAAAACUCUCAUUAGACUGAUACAGAAUGAGCAGAUGAUUCAGGUUACUAUGACAACUACCACCACCUCCUCCCUGCUGACUGUCCCCUGGAUCAAACCGUCUUCUGCCUCAGCUGCCGCCACCGCCGUACACAAAGCCUUGCAGCCAACACAGGGUAACAACUGACAGGCUGCCUGCAAAUCUGGUUUUUCAUUAAAAAACAACACAAAAAGACAGAAAAAAUGAACUUGGGACACAUGCGAACACACAUACAAUGCAGAUGGAAAUGCUACAAGGGCGUCAAGAAAGAAAACCAGGAGAAACUACGUUGGUCCAUUUUUAUUAUAUCAGGAUGUUGGAAAACACCCGUUGGUCCACUUUCUAGCUGAGUGUCAUGGCAACUUUUGACAGAGCAGAUGUCCUGCUGCAGUUUUCUAUUGCUGAGAUCUUCAGUGUUAAUAUUCUUUUCUUCUCUCUCUCUCUUUCAAUCUCUUGUUGUGUUGGCCUUAAUGUAUUUAAUGAGUAAGGAAAAUGAAGCAGCGUAUGUUGGCCGGUGGGGAGGGAGGAUGAUGAUGGAAUGGAGUAACCUUUGGGGAGGGCAGAUGGUUGAAAAAUGUUUUCCCUUUGAAGGGAAAAAAAUAGUUUUAAAUACAAAGAGUUAGUGAGCUAGUAUGCAAGGUAGAUGGUAGUGUCAAGAGCAGAAAUUUAAAUUGGUAACAACAAUAAAAAGUGAAUAGCUUGGAACUUAAUGCGAGUUCCUGAUUUUUAAAAAGGAAUUGAAGGAAGUCAGUUGUGUUGAUUCAGGUUGAACUGGACAUGGGGCUGGUUGAGAAGUAUUACAUUUGUGGAGCACUCACAGAGCCUUCAAAAUCAAAUCAUUUUUUCAGUAUUAUAGUGGAGAAUUACAGAUAUUUAAAUAAAAAUGUAUGAAAUUAGCAUUUCUAGUGAAAUAUUGAGGUAUUUUCAUGCUGAUGCUUCUGUAUAUGCAUUCUAAAGUAUUUAAAGAGGUAUGCCUGCAAAACCCCUUAAUUUUGCAGGUCCUUUCCACUUAUUUUGCUAUUGAUGUAUUUUUCUCAUGGGAGUUUUUUGUGCAAGGUUUAACAUAAACAUGAUAGUGACAAAUAUCUUCAGCAGGUUGGAUCUUUCUUGGUUUGGGGUGGGUCAGAUUUCUUUUAAAGAAAGAAAGCAAAUAAUAUUUGUUGCUGCUUUUUUUUCCAGUCAGAAUAGUACAGACGUUAUGCCAAAAAACUUUACAUGUUUGUACUACAUUUUUAUUGUAAAAUAGAAAAUAUAUAAAAUGUUUCUUUUUUUCUUCUUCUUUUUCAUGCUUGCAGAAUUAUCUGCUAAAUAGUACAGGAAAUAAACUGCCUCAAGGGGUUAUUUUUAUUUUUAUUAUUAUUAUUAUUUGAUAUAUCAGGAGCUUUUGGGGAAAAGAUGGGCUGUCAAAUUCUGAAUAUUAUUUUUUAAGUAAUUCUUUUUAUAAUUUUAUUAAAUUUAACCACACAUGAGACAUUUAGCAUUAGCCUGAAAAAUGCUUAGAGAAUGCUUUUGAUUUAAUUUUUUUUUCUCACUAGCUAGUCUUCCUGAUGCAUCAAGGGUCAGUCUGGCCCCAUCAUGGGCUAAGAGUCCUAUGUUGGAAACCUGAGGCCUACCUCAGAAGUUAGUGAUGGGCAAACAAGUUUCUCUUCAGCACAGCUUUUCCACAAUCUGCUUUCUUCCUCAGUACAAGAGGAACACCCUUAAGCAGGAGCACUAUUUCAGAUUUCAGGGGCUGGAGACGUUUUACCUAAUAUUUGAAGGUUUGCUCUUGGAUAUAGUCAAGCUUAAUAGCAUAUUCUUGUAUGUAUCUAUUCCAAACAAAGGUGUGCUACAGACGCGCCUAUAGUACGUCCCCAGCACGUGCUAGGGUUAGGAAGGGGCAUCACUUCCUGACAUCCCUAACCUUAGUACGUAUUGGGUAUGUACAAAAUGGCGGCGCCCGUCCACAUGGUUGCCGCCAUCUUGACGUAGCGGACGCAUAGCAUCUGCACGUUGCAUCCCAGAAGUGACGCCAUGGGUGCAUGACUAGUGCCUCACGGCGCCACUUCUGGGGCGCAAAAAGAAGCGCCAUUUUCGGGCUUCUUUUUGCCGCGCCCGGGAACCGUGCGGUUUGGCCACUGCGGUUCCCGGACGCAGCAACCGUCAGCACCGUCAGACCGCCACUUUCAGGCGAUCUGUAACGCACCUAAGUUCCACUGAAUCUAAAAAAACAUACCCUUAUUUCCAGGUAAGUGUAUUUCAGAUUGCAAGCUAAAUUGAAAGGUAUGUUAAGACCAUUUGUUAAGGUUAGCUUUUAGUCAUUCACUAUUACAGCAACUUUAUCCCCACAUUUUGUUGCUUUAAACAAAGAGAUCCCCUUUAGGCUUACCUAAAACACUAAACCAUUUAAUUCUUUUAGUCAGCCUAUUGAUGCAGGGACUUGGCCAGAAAUGGAAGUGCUCCUGAGAAAGAAUCACAAGUGGUCAAAAACCCAAGGAAGGGCAAGGAGUAAGGCACUCUUGCUACUCUCCCUAAAUGACACUCCUUUAUUUGAAUGGGUCAAAAGCAAGAAUCCAUUCCCACAUGCCACAAGUGAAGCAUUUCACACUAGCCUGUCACAUGGUGCCGAAAAGUCAAGGGAUUUGGCUUUUGACUGAUUGAAGGUUGCCCAUCACUAGGCAGCACACAGUCCCUUCAACCAUUUUCACAACUCCGGGAGAAACUGUGCAGUACUAUACAAAUCUAUUUUAAUACACUUAACACUCUGUUGAACAAGAUUUUUAUAUUCUUUUAUUGAUGAACAAAGGUGAUCUAAGUCAAACACAGUUGUGAUACAUUGGUUAUUGUAUACCAGUUUAUGCAUUCAAAUGUGGCUUGCAAUGUAAAUGUUUUCAGGUUUAAUGGUUCUUUUCCCCCUUCUCAGAUGAAUUUUAAAAAGAAAAGGGAAAAGCACAGAAAGUUGAUUUAAUGUGAAGACUUUCUGAAGAAGUGUUUUUCUGGGACUGAUAAAAAGUAGUUAUUUUGGAAAAAUGGACUGUCCCGUGGAUAGUGUGCAUAGAAAACAAAGUGUGUGUCUUAAAUAUACCAAUGUAGUUUACUUCUUUAUGAUGAAUUAAACUUGACUGACAUAUUUAA
Molecule: messenger RNA, 4862 nt
Organism: Sceloporus undulatus (fence lizard)
Lineage: Eukaryota; Metazoa; Chordata; Lepidosauria; Squamata; Phrynosomatidae
Gene: PHF21B
Product: PHD finger protein 21B
Exons: 14
Coding region: 153-1895 (580 amino acids)
Source: RefSeq, a predicted model, not a curated record